CGAUCCUACUCCUCCCCCAACUUCCCCAUUCAAUCAACACAUCUGCAUUCCGCCCGUCCUGGCCGGACGCCCCAUCCCCAUCGCCACCUCCCUCCUCCAUCUGCAUCUCCAGACAUAUUCUCUUUCGUUUUGGUUCUUCUCUCUCCGACUGGCCGUCGGCAGCGACACACACACACGCCCACACUCGUUCAACAUAGUCCUGCCUGCGUUGUCGCUCGCUCGCUCUCUCUCGGCCGCCGUGCCGACUGUGAGGUUGGGAUCUGGGGAGGAUCAAGGUUAAACUUCUAGCGCCUGGUCGUAACGUGAGCUGAGCUGAUCGCGGCUCCUGCAACCCAAUUCCGUCAUGGCUUCCCACGACUACUACAGCCAGGACCACCUGAACAAACCCCUACCCCCACCGCUGACUUCCUCGCCUGCCCCCAUGGACGGUCCUCAUCGUCAGGACACCGUGGGCUCCUAUGCCAGCUCGCAGUACUCUCAGCGAGGCAACACCAUGCCGGGCCACCAAGCCUACCCAGCCAGAUCCGACACCUACGCCUCCGCUGUCCCGUCGCUACCCUCGAUACCACCUCAGCACAGGCAAGACACAUACGGCUCGUCAGCCUACACUGCACCCGCGCCGGCACCAUCUCUGUACUCGAAUGCGCCUUCCUACUCGACGAACCCUCCCUCAUACACGACCCAGCAGCACCUGGGCACCCAGCCACCAGGGCAGGAGCCUUCGCCGGUCUCGGCCAAAUCCGUGUCGCCCUUCGAGACCGUUUUCGACGACCAUGCCUACCCCGCGACCUCGUAUCAGUCUGCAGGGUCGAGUCGCCAGCACCUGACAGGCCAGGAUACGUCCUACCACGGCGGGAACGGCUCUCCAUCCGAUGACCGGGGACAUCCGCAGGACGCCAUACCUCUGCAGGAUCGCGGAGCCAAGGACCCGAGUGACGAUCUCGACCAUGUCUACGAGGCGCCUCAGCGUAGACGGAAGGAGAGGAAGCAAGGUGUGCGCUUCGGCGAGCUGGGCAUGUUCGGCGCAUAUGGCAACCGUAUUCCUUGGGUGGUAUACAUCUUCACCGUGGUGCAGGUGGGCGUCUUCAUCGGCGAGAUUGUGAAGAACGUCCAACUGACCAAGUCUCCGAUCAUGACAAAACCAUCAUUCAACCCCAUGAUCGGCCCUUCGACGUAUGUCUUGAUCAAUUUCGGCGCCAGAUUCGUGCCCUGCAUGCACAACGUGGACGGAAUCACGAACGCCAACGAGACUAUACGCUGGCCAUGUCCCGAUACCACCUCAGCCGAUACCGCCACAUACACAUGUACAUUGUCCGACUUGUGUGGCUUUGGAGGCAUCCCUGAACCAAAAUACAACCCCGCCGCAAGCAUGAGUGACAAGCCCGAACCUAACCAGUGGUGGCGCUUUAUCCUACCCAUGUUCAUGCACGCUGGGCUUAUCCAUAUUGGCUUCAACCUGCUGCUCCAACUUACCAUGGGCAAGGAGAUGGAGAGGUCUAUCGGGUCACUCCGAUUCUUCUUGGUCUACGUGUGCUCUGGGAUAUUUGGCUUCGUUCUGGGUGGUAACUAUGCGGGCGCUGGUUUGGCUUCUACCGGCGCCUCCGGCUCACUUUUCGGCAUCAUCGCUCUGACACUGCUCGACCUCUUCUACUCGUGGUCGGACCGUCUGUCGCCUGUCCGAGAUCUCAUGUUCAUUAUGCUGGAUAUCAUUAUCUCGUUCGUCCUCGGCCUCUUGCCUGGUGUCGACAACUUCUCCCACAUCGGUGGCUUGUUGAUGGGCUUGGCGCUUGGCCUGUCUGUGCUGCACUCUCCAAACGCGCUGCGGCGCAGAAUAGGCGACGAAUCGCCAUACUCGACCGUCAACUCAGGCUACGCGGGAGACAAACCACCAGGGUUCCUCAAGAACCCGGUUGGCUUUUUCAAGGGUCGAAAGCCUUUCUGGUGGGCCUGGUGGCUGGUCCGUGCCGGUGCGUUGCUGUUGGUAUUUGUCGUGUUCAUUGUGCUGCUGCAAAACUUUUAUGUCCACCACAAGACCUGCAGUUGGUGCAAGUAUCUGAGUUGCCUGCCUGUAAGCAACUGGUGCAACAGCGGGCUGACGUUCACAUAAGACCUGUCACCGUCGCCAGGAACUACAAAGCGAUAGCCGGUCCCGGUCCUCAAAUCCCGGAGACACUACUCAUAUUUACAGACUUGUUUUGAUGUCAGGAACGACCGGGCGGUGCCAUAUCUGACAUGGGAGGACACGUGAAGCAGAUUGAUUGGACGGGAAGCGAUUCGGUCGUGACCUUGCACAGCGGCGGAGUUUAGGUGGCUUCUGUGCGACUAAAGAGUUGGCAGAGCCAUGACGGGUUGAUUUUAGGAAUGUCUACGGCGGGAAUUAGUGCGCUCGGCAAUGCCUUGCUAUUCUAUUUAUGAGCAUCGAGAGGACGAUACAUAUUUACCAUGGAAGGGGCAUCAGGGAUCGGUAUGAGCAUAUCGGAUCUUCCGGCCGAGCAUGAACAUUGGUGUUCUGAUUGCAUUCCACGACGAAGUCGGCCGAGAAGAUAAUCGGUGGUGAUACCAGCGGAAAUCGCAAAAGUUCAUACCCCUAUAGUACUUGCGAAAUUCUCAACACAUUACACGAGACACUAGACUUGUUUUUAUGAAAAACGUGCGGCUGUACUAGUUGGUGUUCAAGGCUCAACGGCAGCUUCUCAUUCCCACCCUGGACCUAAUCUCAAAUUCUGAGACAGACAGUAACAUCGCGCAUUGGCAUCCUCUCAUUCAUGGAAAACGGUCUUGUCCAAUGCUCGUGCUAACAGCCG
Messenger RNA from Diaporthe batatas, 2804 nucleotides. RefSeq lists its product as uncharacterized. Gene Ontology annotation, biological process: proteolysis. Gene Ontology annotation, cellular component: membrane. The transcript has 3 exons. The record is from RefSeq and is a predicted model, not a curated record. Bases 344 to 2107 code for a protein of 587 amino acids. NCBI's taxonomy places the organism in Eukaryota, Fungi, Ascomycota, Sordariomycetes, Diaporthales, Diaporthaceae. Gene Ontology annotation, molecular function: serine-type endopeptidase activity.